AUGCUACCGUGGAGUCGAGCGUCCAACUCGCGUCAGAGCCCGACCGAUGAAGGCACUACUGCUUCCCCGUCCCCGGACAACAACAGCAGCAACUCGUCCUCGGUGCUCCCCACCUCGACCUCGACCUCGACCUCGACCUCGUCCUCGACCUCGUCCGACCCUCACCCGCAUGCUCCCCCAUCGCACCCACCCUCCUCCCCUUCCGGAACAAGGCCUUCAGCCUACCUAGCCCAACACCAUCGCAAUUCGUCCUCGACUCGCACGCCGUCUUUUGCGCCUCCAACGAGUGAGUUCCGACGCGCCGGGGUAGGUUCAUCGAGCAAGAGUGACGCCCAAGCGAUCGCGACGGACAAUGAUCCCUGGGAGGAACAAACCGAUGAGGAGGAUGAUACGAUCGCUUCGAUAAGGAGGAACGUACAGGGAGCUUUGGACGUGUCUUCUGCUUCGGGAUCGGGAGGCAACCAGCACAAGGAACGCGCGAGCUCGCCACCUGUUGCUGUUGGGAGUGGGGGAUCGGUCGGACCAUCAGGAGGAGGAGGCGGUUCAUGGUCUUUCAACCCUUUUAGUAUCGUCAGUGGGGGAAGUAGCAAGAGCCAUACCCAACCGCAGGACGACUCGUACACCCCAACACAGCGUGCAGGACCGGACGCCGUCGCCGCCGCUCUCAAUAGCGUAGGCAGGGGUCGGCCACCUCCGUCUCCCAUGGCGACGGGAACGACGACGAUUUCAUCUUCGGCCGUUCCGGGGUCGAGAGGGGCCAAGAGAUCGGUCAGCUAUCUCGCUACGGCUUCCAAGGUUCAGGCUGAGGCGGAUGAGAAGAUUGAUGAAGCAGCGAGGGAACGGAAGGCUUCGGCGACAGGUCACAAGGACGGCUCAACAUCAUUGACACCGCCACCCACAACAUCGCCAUCGACAUCGCCACCCACAACAGUCGAUGCGCCACCAAAUCCGAGUGAUGAACCUGGGCCGACUGUCGCAGAGGAUGGCGUCGAGGAAGAGGAAGAAACGGAGGCGACGAGGGCCAAGCAGAGUUCGACGUGUCGGAUCGAGCAGUGUCGGCGGCAGAUCCGACCCGAGGUCGAUGAGAUUGUACGAGGUAUGGUUCUUGCCGAUGGGGUGCCAGAGGGUUUUCACUUGUGUUUUAGGUCGUCGUACUCGUAUUGAACUGAUGUGGUACGUCGCCCUACCAGAUCCCAUCUCCGUCCUUGGUCGCCUAGCCGAACCCCCGCCACCCCCACCUCCAGACUCGCCCAUUCAACCACGCAAGUCAACCUCCUCAAUCGGAGACAGAUCCACUACCGUUCCCCAAAUAGGCGGGGACGAUGAAGGUGAAGACGACGAGGAGGAUCCUGCCAAGGGUUACAUUCAGCUCGAUGCUACCAAUAUCAGUUCUGGGGGUCCCGAAAUUGUUGAGUUCAAUAGGGUUGAGGAUCCGGAGGAGAACGGGGAGCUGGGGAGGGAGCGGAGGAGGAGGCGCAAGUUUGUUGACUGUCUCGGAGCGGAAACGGUCGAUUUGGGUGCGUUUGCAUGGUGUUCAAGUGCUCUGCAUAGACCUCCUGACUAAUCUUCACCUUCUUUACAGCUGCGCUGAGGACCUUGGCCUGGGCUGGGAUACCGAAUGAGCUGCGACCGAUGGCGUGGCAACUCUUGAUGGGGUACAUGCCCGCACCUUCGGCUCGACGCGUCUCGACCCUAGCGAGGAAACGACAAGAGUACGCCGAUGCGGUCCGACUCGCCUUCUCCCGUGGCGUCAAAGGACUCGACGGACCCAUCUGGCACCAAAUCAGCAUCGACGUACCUCGGACCAACCCCGGUAUUCAGUUAUGGCAAUGCGAAGGCACGCAAAGGGUCAGUCGAAUCUAUACUUUGUUCCAGCUCGCCGCAUAGGAGCUGACCAGUGUUCGAAAUGGGUUGACAGAGUCUCGAGAGGAUCCUUUACGUUUGGGCGAUUCGCCAUCCCGCGAGUGGGUACGUCCAGGGGAUCAAUGAUCUGGUCACGCCUUUCUUUCAGGUCUUUUUGUCGUCUUAUAUCGGUAAGUCGCCAGUAGUUCUCGAGUGCGGCAGAAGUCUUGCCCAUGACUGAUGGUGCCUUUGGCCCAACCAGAUUCGGAUCCCGAAGCAUACGACGUUGCGGCCCUCCCUCCGGCGGUAUUGGAAGCGCUUGAGGCGGACUCGUUUUGGUGCUUGUCCAAAUUGCUCGACGGAAUUCAGGACAAUUAUAUAUUUGCGCAGCCGGGGAUCACAAGACAGGUCGCGAGGAUGAAGGAGUUGUGUGCGCGUGUUGAUGGUGAGUCUCUUAUCACGAAGGAGAUUGGCAACACGUUAGGGAGUUGAGCUGAUUCGACAGUGAACCAUUUUCUACCAUCAGCCCCUCUCGCUCACCACCUGGAAGAAAACUCGGUUGAGUUCAUCCAAUUCGCUUUCAGGUGGAUGAACUGCCUGCUCAUGCGUGAAAUGUCGGUCAAGAACAUCGUGCGCAUGUGGGACACCUACCUCGCCGAAGGGCAGGAUGCCUUCUCCGAGUUUCAUCUCUAUGUAUGUCUGGCGUUUUUGGUUCGGUGGAGCGAUCGGUUGAGGGAGAUGGAUUUUCAGGUGCGUUCUUGAUGACUCAAAAUACACCAGACGAGGUGGCGUAGGAUGGGGCUUGAUUCCCAUGGGGUACCUGAUCGCACAGUCCAUCAUCAUGUUCUUGCAAUCGUUGCCGACGCAACAAUGGAGCGAUAAGAAUACGGAGUUACUUCUCUCGGAGGCGUUCAUGUGGUCGAGGACGUUCGUUGCUAGAUGA
Molecule: messenger RNA, 2785 nt
Organism: Microbotryum saponariae
Lineage: Eukaryota; Fungi; Basidiomycota; Microbotryomycetes; Microbotryales; Microbotryaceae
Source: the annotation of a GenBank genome assembly